Messenger RNA from Sarcophilus harrisii (Tasmanian devil), 942 nucleotides. RefSeq names its product olfactory receptor 52E5-like. Gene Ontology annotation, biological process: G protein-coupled receptor signaling pathway. Gene Ontology annotation, cellular component: membrane. The transcript has a single exon. Gene Ontology annotation, molecular function: olfactory receptor activity; G protein-coupled receptor activity. The record is from RefSeq and is a predicted model, not a curated record. NCBI's taxonomy places the organism in Eukaryota, Metazoa, Chordata, Mammalia, Dasyuromorphia, Dasyuridae. The coding region runs from base 1 to 942 and encodes 313 amino acids.
AUGGGACCUUCUAAUAAUACUCAGUUCCACCCCAUUUCCUUCCUGCUGCUGGGAAUUCCAGGACUGGAAGAUGUUCACAUCUGGAUUGGUUUCCCCUUUUGCACUGUGUAUUUGAUUGCUCUUGUAGGGAAUGUGACUGUCCUGUUUGUGAUACAGACUGAGAGGAGUCUCCACCAGCCCAUGUUCUAUUUCUUGGCUAUGCUCGCUGCCAUUGAUCUAGGCCUAUCCACUGCCACUAUUCCCAAGAUGUUGGGCAUAUUCUGGUUCAACUUGAGGGAGAUCAUGUUUGGUGCCUGCAUUACCCAGAUGUACACUAUACACAUGUGCACUGGCCUAGAGUCUGUGGUGCUGACAGUGAUGGCCAUUGAUCGCUUUGUGGCCAUCUGCAACCCUCUGAGAUACACUAUGAUCCUCACUAACAAAGUGGUAGCUAAUUUAGGAAUAAUGAUCAUUGUGAGAUCUUUAGUGUUUGUGACACCAUUCAUAUUUCUUGUCCUGAGGCUUCCAUUCUGUGGGAACCGAAUCAUUCCCCACACUUAUUGUGAGCACAUGGGCCUAGCUCGUCUGGCUUGUACAAGUAUUAAAAUCAACAUUAUCUAUGGUCUUGUGGCUUUUUCUGUUGGAUAUUUAGAUCUUACUGUGAUUGGUUUUUCCUACAUCCAAAUCCUCAGGGCUGUUUUCCGCCUCCCAUCUCAUGAUGCUAGAAUCAAAGCCCUCAGCACAUGUGGUUCCCAUGUAUGUGUCAUGCUCGCUUUCUAUACUCCAGCCCUCUUUUCUUUUAUGACUCACAGAUUUGGUCAUAACAUCCCUGGUUAUAUUCAUAUCCUUCUAGCCAAUCUGUAUGUGGUAAUCCCACCUGCCCUCAAUCCUGUCAUCUAUGGGGUUAGGACAAAGCAGAUUCAAGAGCGAGUACUGAGGAUCUUUAAUCCCAAAGGUACUUAA